Molecule: messenger RNA, 2319 nt
Organism: Triticum urartu
Lineage: Eukaryota; Viridiplantae; Streptophyta; Magnoliopsida; Poales; Poaceae
Source: RefSeq, a predicted model, not a curated record
UUUGUGAGGCAACAUCAGGAUCCAGGUCACCAUGGUUCGCGGGUCAACUCUCCGUUCCCGGACGCCAUUACUGGGUAAAAUCCUGUGAAUCAGGACAAUUAAUUAGGCUAUAAGUACCCAAAGUACUACUAGUAGUGUCUUGAGUUCGUCCUGAGGAAGAUGACUGGCCUUGCGGCGCCGAUGAAUAUGAAUAUGAAGAGGAAGGAUGUUGAGGUGGUGGCCAGCCAUGGCUUCUCCAUCUUCCUUGAUCCUAAGAGGAUCAAACUAGAGCUGCUGCCUCCAUAUGGUAUGGAUGGCAUGAUUCUCGACAUGAUGGAAGAUGACGAUCCACCGGCACGUGCUCUAACUCCUACUGCUAGUGCACCAACCAUUGUCCAUGACAAGGUGAACAUUGUAUCUGGGGGCAAAUCUUCAGAGCGACCACUCAAGAACAGUGAAGAACAGGACGCUGCUGCAGCGACGCCGAUGGACGUCGAGGCAGAACCCCAGCAACACCAGCCAUGCCGGAAUGCUCCUUUCUUUUCGGGUUUCUUCUGAUUUCCCGAGUGGCACUCUACUGAAUAUAGUGGUGUAAGCGUGUGGCCAGCAUAUAGAUUGAACAUGUCCGUUUCAUGCAGUAUAUUGCUAAUUAAUCUUUAGUACCACCUGGACUAGUAAAUGUUGUUAAUCUACCUUUUUAACUCUUAAUUGUUAUUAAUCUAUGGGUCCCUCUAGGGCUCAUCUAGAUGAGCACUUAGUGUUCAUCUGAGAUGACAUCAUUAAUGUUUUGUCAUGUUCCCCCUCCAAUUGUCCUUUGUUUUGGAGAGAAUUUCUUAUUUGAUCCUUUUUUAAAAUUUGCUUCCCUUUUUGGCUCAACGUGGAAUCUCCAACGUGCAACACUUUCAUACAUUCAUAUUCACGCUACUUCUCUUCCCUUUCUUGGUGACAUAUACUAGUAUCAGGGGUAAAAUUGUUUUUAUACGUCAUAGUUAACACCGUUGGAUGGAAAAACGGAUGAAAGUGGCACAUAGGGAACAAAAUGGAGUUUAAGUGUCAAAAAGGGAAGAAAGAAGUUUUUUGGGCCAAAAAAGGAACCAAAUUUUAAGAAAGGGCCAAUAAGGAAUUCUCUCUUUGUUUUGUGGCUGCUUUUUCUGCUUCUGCCGAUAUGUUGGGUGUUCCAAUUGUGUUGUGCUUUUUUUUGUCUUUACUUUUCCUAGGGGAUUUUUUUUUUGGUCUUUGCUUGUACUGUUGUUUGUUCCUUGCCACUCUGGGCUGGGCUGACACAAAGAAACGCAAGAAAAAUACAUAGAAGCAAAAAUCUCGAAAAGUGCAAGCAGAGGCCGAGCUCCAUAGAGCUCUUUAUUAGUUUUCAGAGAAGAAAUUAAGAAAAAAGUAGCGAAAUACAUCAGAAAAAAGUAAGUAAUUUUAAAAAGGUGAAAGAAAUAUUAGAAAUAAAGAGAGAAGAAAUUGUGGUUACUAUUGAAGAAUGUAAUGCUGAUAUUUUUUUUCCAACAAAAAGUAGCAAAGAAUAUACAUUUUCAGCGCACAUGUGAAAUAUUUUCCAAUACACUUUGAACUUUUUUCAAUACAAGUUUUGAAAGAUCACUUUUUUGAAUACAAGGUAACAUUUUCCAAAUACAUGUUGUAUGUUUUUUAGUGGCAAUUUUUUUAAACUACAGAACUAUUUUUUAUAUUGUAUAAACAUUUCUUAAAUUUCCACAGAUAUUUGUUGUGAACACAUGAAUAUUUCUUUAUAAUGCCACCUACAUUAUUUUAAUUGAAAGAAACAUUUUUUGAACAUAGUACAGAUGCAGACGCUCAUACACUCACUACUAUGAAUGCACGCACGCAUACCCUAUCCUUAUGAGCAACUCAAAGAGACUGAGCCGGCGUAUCAUAUUGAGAUUGACGAAGUCUGUACAGAUGACUUUGUGGUCGAUGGGAACGUCUCCUCCCACCGAACGCACAUCGCUGGAAGGCCUGUAAUAAAUCCAGCAAACUGCGAGCACUAAUGUCAACUCUAGGACUUGAACCAUCGUGAGCUGGGAUACCACCGUCCUCCUAACAAUUCAACCAUAAAUUUGUUUGCAUUGAACUUACAAAAACGUUUUUUUUUACAUUUAACAUUGGUGGGCUGGGGAUAACAUUUUUUUGAACCUACGAUAAGUUUUUUUACAUCGUAUAAACAUAUUUUAAGACAUCAUGAACAUUUUUUGAAUCAUUGGAAUUUUUAUUUAAAUACUCAUAAAUAUUUUAAUGGUACAAUUUUUUUAAAAAAAAUAUGCAUUUUUUACAUCAUAUACACCAUUUUCUAGAAAUGCCACAAACACAUUUUUGAAA